CGUGUUUGUCUCAACAUUGGAGUGUUUGCGGAAAACGGAGCAGCUUUUCGGCGACGAAGAAAAAUCGUUUCCACUUUUCCUUCCCAACCACGCCGCCGCCACUGCGUUGACCGGCGUGCGUGCGGCCGUCGUUUGGCGUGCGCAAAAGAGGCACGCGAGAGCGGCACGCUCUGUGUGAUGCUUGCUCGUCGUGCUAUACGUUAGGGUGGUGAACCGGAUUGUGGUGCUGUGAAACAGGAGCGUUGGAAAGAGUGCAAAAUCGAGCCCAAUGGUGUAGAAUUCGCAGCCUAUUUUGAAUUGCCAGUGAAACGCAAAUAUCGACCCACACACGGUGCCGAAGUCGGAGAACAAGUGAAGAAAGUGCAGAAAGUAGAAAAAGUAGAGUGUGCCCGGCGUUGUUUCACGGUGCUGCAUAAAUUUGACAUCCCCAGCAGCAGCAGCAGUAGGCGAGUAAAGAGAACGGCAAAAUAAUUGUCGCCUCGCCAACUCGAAAUCCAAGCAGCCGCCGAUUUAAUUUACGGCACACCGAAAAGAAGAGGCGAACAACUCAACCACAUAUUUUGGGAAAUAUCUCGCACCGAACGGUACCGGGAAAUAACGGAAGUCCAUUCUGCGGAGGAGAAUCGUCGCAAUAAAAAGAGGAAGAAAGAGAGAAAGAAAGAAAGAAAGAAAGAGAGAGAGAGCGAGAGCGAGACUGCAGAAGAAAAUCAACCACCACGAUGGGGAAAAGCAAAAUUCAGUGCAGCAAGUGCCAGAAGAAGUGCUCCGGCGAGGUGCUGCGCGUCUCGGAUCGCUACUUUCACAAGACCUGCUUCCAGUGCACGAAGUGCAACAAAUCCCUCGCGACCGGAGGCUUCUUCUCGAAGGAUGGCCUGUACUACUGUACGUCCGACUACCAGAAGCUGUACGGUACGAAGUGUGCCGCCUGCGGUCAGUACGUGGAGGGCGAGGUCGUGUCCACGAUGGGCAACACAUAUCAUCAGAAGUGCUUCACCUGUAGCAAGUGCAAGCAACCGUUCAAAUCCGGUAGCAAGGUGACCAACACUGGCAAAGAGGUUCUGUGCGAGGGCUGCGUCAAGUGUCCUCCGCAGCAACAGAUGCUCCAGAACGGUGGAAAGCAACCGGAUCCGAACGAGUGUGCCGGCUGCCGGCAGCAGCUGAAGGAAGGCCAGGCACUGAUUGCACUCGAUCGUCAGUGGCACAUCUGGUGCUUCAAGUGUAACGCUUGCGGUACCACACUGAACGGGGAGUACAUGGGCAAGGACGGUGUGCCGUACUGCGAGAAGGACUUCCAGAAGUCGUUCGGUGUCCGGUGCGCGCACUGCAAUCGCUACAUCAGCGGCAAGGUGCUGCAGGCCGGUGACAAUCAUCACUUUCAUCCGACCUGUGCCCGGUGCACCAAGUGUGGCGAUCCGUUCGGGGACGGUGAAGAGAUGUAUCUGCAGGGUGGGGCCAUCUGGCACCCUAGAUGUGGUCCCGGACCGUCCUCCUCCGACGGUGGGCUCCUGAAUGGGGUCGAAACGAACGGGUUCACCACCGAGACGGAGUUCGAUCGUACCAGCACCAGUGCAAUGAGCGAGAUACAGUUUACGUAUCGCUCGCAAACUCCAAGCGUAGAUGGUUCCGUUUAUAGUCCGUACACGCAUAGAAAGUACCAUCGCACCACGAGUCCGGGGCUAAUCUUAAGAGAAUACAAACACCAAGGCUACGAGGACAUUGCUCGUAUCUACACCUACAGCUACCUGACGGAGGAGCCGGGCUAUCUGCGCCGUCCGAUUGAACCGUACGAUCGGGCACCGGUCUCGCCGCACUUUCACCGCCCGGUGCAGCAGUACUCGUCGAUGAGCAGCGGCACCCGGUCCGGGGCGGGGUCACGCUCGCACUCGCGCAGCCGCAGCGCGAUGAAGGUGCUGGUCGACAGCAUCCGGUCCGAGACGCCGCGCCCGAAGAGCCCGGGCAUGAACAAUGAGGAACCGAUCGAGCUGAGCCACUAUCCGGCCGCCAAAAAGCCGCCACCGGGCGAGAAACCAAAGAUCGAGCGGGACGACUUCCCGGCCCCGCCCUACCCGUACACGGAUCCGGAGCGGCGCCGUCGGUACUCCGACUCGUACAAGGGCGUACCUGAGUCCGACGACGAGGUGGACAAGGCCAACAACAAGGAAAACCUAGCCGAUAAGUGAGUACGAAUGGGUGGCAAAUGAAACCCUGGAAUGACCGCCGCCAAUUCCCCCCUUUCUUUCAGACGUCACCAGCGCGAAGAGGAAGAGCUGAAAAAAAUGAAAUCGUCCGGCAUGGGUACGGUCAUCUUGAAGGAUCUGCAGGAGAAGAAACGGCACGAGCACUGGAAGCAGGAGAAUAUGGACCCACGCAAUGCAUCGCGCACGCCGUCGGCGGCAAAGGAACCGGCGUACCGGAUGCGUUACGAUUCGCCGGUCGGGGCGUCUCCGUCGCGUAACCUGGACCAUCAGAAGCCGUUCUGCGAGGACGAGUUCGAUCGCUCGACCAGCUACCGUGGCUCGGUUGGACGCGCCAUCGGUAAUGCUACCAGCUACAAUGCCAUCCAUUCGUACAGGUCACCUCCGAAGCCCGGAUAUGGAUUCAAAACGUCCACACUGCCACCGUCACUUAGAAACGGUUACAGCUCCGAUUUCUCCUUCAGUGGGCUCGGCGAUAAGACCCACAGUACGGAGUUCAGCUGUGGCAAAAGCGACAUUUCUGGCGAAUCCAUAACCGACGGUGACCGGCGUGCUUUGGGUGCCGAAAUUCCUGUCUCCAGCACGUACUCCGGCGCCCUGUCCUAUCACUAUCCCCAGCAACCAACGCGCCGCAGCUUGCCCAACAUGGCCCACUCGUUGCUAGUGCACGAACCGGCCAAAAUCUAUCCCUAUCAUCUACUGCUAAUCACCAACUACCGGCUGCCGUCGGAUGUCGAUAGAUGUAAUUUAGAGCGUCACCUUUCGGAUGUUGAGUUUGAAGCGAUUCUCCAGUGCGCCCGCCCGGAGUUCUACCGUUUGCCCCAGUGGAAACGUAACGAUCUAAAACGACGCGCUCGGCUGUUUUAAAACACCAAACACCACCGGUACCGGGACCGGGACCGGCGACCGAUCGUCACGAUUGCCUACUACUUUUCCGGUUCCGUGAUGAGGAGACACAUCAAACCCGAAGCCUAUGUUCCGUUUGUUCGUUUAGCAAAAUGUGUUUGUGUUACAGGCCGCUCCCAUAUGCGAUGUUUCUACCACUUUGACUCUCCGGCUGUAGCUCGUGUGCUGUAGGGUUUCAUUAGAAGCUUAAUUUUAGAUUUUGACCGUUUGAAAAUUGUUCAACAUUUUUGUUUCUGUUCAUCGUUUGACGAUCACCUCUCUGGUUGGUGUGAACAAAAAGGGUUUUGGUUCUGUAAAUUAGUCCUCGCGAACUCGGAAUGGGCAUUGCUAACCCCCCGAGUGACCGAGUGGGGCGCACGUAUAGAAAACAAAAUAAGAUUUCCGCUUCACCGGUGCCGCGUUCUGCUGUGUGUGCACCCGCUGUGGGGCUGUUAAUGUAACGAGCUGCCAUCGAAGAGCAAUCAUCGAAGGCAAUUGCACCUUAGUUAGCUUCUCUUGCUUAUGAAAGAGGCCUAGAAAAUAGAUAAAAUGUUGAACCGCGGGGCGAGUCCUUUUUCGAAACAUGCAUUUAUGUGGUGGCUGUAAGAUCUUCUCACUUCGGUGGGGCUUCGGUAUCUUCAAUUGAGGCAGUGAAUGUGAGCGCAAGCGCUGGCGACAACGCACGAAAUCGGAUUAAUCUACGAACUCAUCACACGAAACUACACGCCAAUUGAAGCAAGCUAGAGAAAAACAAAACACUAAAUUCAGCUAGCCUUAAUACGUUUAAUUGUAGAUUUUAAAUAACCGCAUGGAUUGUGUAGGUACAAAGAGCGGAACAAGGGCAGUUAAUCGAUUGAACGAUGUGGGAGAGAAUCCAAUAUAUAAAAUAUUUAUAAUUUCUAUUUAUGAGAUGGGCGGAUGCGAAACAUAACAUCCCUAAACCGUACGCAAUGUCAAAAAACAAAUGGAUAAUUAAAAGCAAACUAAGGGAAAGCAUAGCUAACUACUAAAAGAAAUAAAAACGUCAUAAAAACAUAAUACUAUAUUACACUGUAAGACAACAGAAUCGAAAUAACGGGGGGGAGAUAGAGCCCUUCACACUUCUGUUCCGAUGCUUUGUGCGAGAAAAACUAUUCGUUGCUUGUUCGGCGCUUGCGAUGUCUGGCAAAAAUAGGGCGCAACACGAGUGCAGGCAGCGCGGUAGCUUUUGGGAUAGGUCUCUUUAAGUAAAUUGUAGCAUAAGAAAGGGUAAAAAUCAAAAAGUCACAACACAAAAAAUCCUUACGGUGUUGUUCUGCUGAUGAUUUGUGAUGAUGGCGGUGUGCGGCGCGGAAUGAAUUCAGCUUAGUGCACCGAAAAAGAUACUGUAUCCGUUUACUCACAGAACACACCACUAUAGGCAACGGUCGACAGACGCGUCGAGAUCCCAUAAAUCCGACAAGAUACAACAUCACAACCCGAAUGUACCAAAGUGCAGUAUGCGCCGCUAGGUGUCAGUGAAAGCCUAGGAGCCCAGUAUUUAUUCGAACCAAGAUGAGCAAAUAAAACAAAGGGUGACAAAUGUUACCACAAAUAAGAAAGGAGAUCAUAUUUUUCUAUAAAAUCCACUAACCGGGCAAAAAUGGAUUAGAAAGCGAGCGAGGACAGCCGGACAGUAUCUUUUGAUUAACACAGGCGCACCAUUCGAACCGGUUUGGUGAUUCAAAGGGAUGAUGAACGCAAAAACUGGUACUCAGCGGUUCCCAAACUGGCUGCUCGAGGGUCCAACGACGCAAAAGAAAAUGGUUCACAAAUGGUUGGUUAAAAAUCUGCAUCCCGGUGACUGCAGAAGAAGCAAAGAGGCAGAAGUCAGAAAACAAACAGGAUAGAAGAGCGGAAGCGGUAGUAAACAAUAUGACUAAUCGGUGUGUGUCCGCGUAGUAGUUGUAAGAAAAUAAAACCAAACGUGCUGCUAAUGUGAAAUGGCUGUCGCCUGCGUCGCUUUGUGUGUCUCGCUGACUACUUUCCUUGACUGCGCACCG
This is a messenger RNA of Anopheles cruzii, 5101 nucleotides long. It is a transcript of the gene Unc-115a, whose product is annotated as actin-binding LIM protein 1. The transcript has 11 exons. Lineage: Eukaryota; Metazoa; Arthropoda; Insecta; Diptera; Culicidae. Gene Ontology annotation, cellular component: actin cytoskeleton. The record is from RefSeq and is a predicted model, not a curated record. Gene Ontology annotation, biological process: lamellipodium assembly; cytoskeleton organization. Gene Ontology annotation, molecular function: actin filament binding.